Messenger RNA from Halichondria panicea, 3499 nucleotides. RefSeq lists its product as uncharacterized. The record is from RefSeq and is a predicted model, not a curated record. The transcript has 6 exons. Lineage: Eukaryota; Metazoa; Porifera; Demospongiae; Suberitida; Halichondriidae. Bases 814 to 3363 code for a protein of 849 amino acids.
CGCGUGAGUUUAUUGCAUGUACAUAUAAUGGCGUACUAGGCUGACUUGUAUACAUGUACUACUGCAUGAAGGCAGAAAGAAUAACUUGCGUGACUAUAUUUAGGAUUAGUACGUACUGAAAGUUUCAUGCUGUACAGACGUGUACUUGCAAUAAUUGAUGUAUACAUGUGUGAAUGCAUUCGUGUAUUUGAAAAUGUUCAUUUCUCUACAUGUCCGUGUCCUACUGCUUGUUAAUGUGACUACUGCUAAUGAUUACUGGAACAACAGUGGGUAAGUUACAGUAUGCAGACAUGUAUGAAUGCACUCACUGCUCCUACCAUCAUCCCCCUCUCUCUGUUUCCAUGUGUGUCUUACGCUGGUGUCUCAUUGGACUAAACAGAAGGUGAGCGGGACACUGCACUGACUUGUGACUGUACUUGUGUCAGUAAUGUUUGAGUUGCAUGAGUACAUGUGUAUUGGCAUUCAUAGUGUACAGGUUUGUGAUUAUAUUCUUUUCUCUCUCCCUACAUUUCCAUGGUUACUGAAUAUCUGGAACGAUAGAAAGAUAAGGCUAGGUAUGAGAGGGAACUGAAGCAUCAUGAGACGAGAAGAGCUGCCCUCCAACAGAGACUGUCUGGUGACAUCACUGACCAGGACCGGAGACAACUGCAGGGAGAGCUGGAGGAGGUGGAGAGGGGGAUCAAGAAGUGUGUCUCAGAGAUACAAGGAUGUGAGGGGAGGAUACCUAUCCAUGAGAAUGCUAUUGCUGAGACACGAGGACGAGGAGAGGAGAGGCAGAGAAAGGAAGAAUCGAAGCGGUUGUUUGAUGAGGGGAUGAAGCACGGACACGUCUUGGUCAACAUUGUCAACAUGCUCGUGUUUGGACCGGCGGGAACAGGGAAGACCAACCUCAAGCACCUGCUAACUGACAAGCCCCCUCCACUACAGCGUGACAGCACUCCUUGUAUGGAAAAGCCAGUACGCAUUCGACCCGUGUCCAACACGAAAUUCAAGUCAACUGGAAGAGGCUGGGAAGAGAUGUCUCAGCCAAAGCUGCGCAAGCUACUUGCUCAAAUCAUCGCUAAGUUACCAAAAGAAAGUGCCGAUCCAUCCACCGCAUCAAGGGUUGCCGAGAGCUUGAAGAAGAUGACCACAACCGAGUUAAUUUCGGGUCCCGAUUCUGAUUCAGAUGAUUCAUAUUUUAGUUGCAAUGAGUACCUUUCUGAUUCCCAAUCCAGCAACGAUUCUGAUGGACUUUUCGACUCCGAUGAACUUUCUGGCUCUGCAAGAAUGUUGGACGAAGCCAUCGAUGAAGUGAUAGCGAGUGUAGUGAGUGGUGUGGCAGAAGAGCUGAAGCCAGCCACACAGGGAACUGACCAACUGUCGAGCAGUGACCAGCAAGAAGGAGAACUGUUCGAUUCCAACUGGGUGUAUGUUACCGACUGCGGCGGCCAGCCGCAAUUCCACGACAUCAGCCCUCUCUUCAUCAAGCACAUUUCGGUGGCGUUGAUAGUCCUGCGUUUGAUUGACGAACUCUCCAGUUUCCCUUCUGACGAGUACUACAAGGAUGGGCAGCUUGUUGGUAGUCCUUGUGCAUCUCACAUGACCCUUGGGGAGACACUUCAGAGUCUCAUUCGAUCCAUUGAGUCCCAUACCUCACAAGACAAGAAGCCGAAGAUGAUCUUUGUGGGCACAUUCUUUGAUCAGCUGAAAAGCUCGGAUACACUUAUCGAGAGGAAUCAAGAGAUUCUCGACAUGCUGCCACCCGAUAUCAAGAAGCUAUUGGUGUACGAAAAUCUUGGAUUGAACAAUCUGAUUUUUGGUCUCAACACAAUCAGCCGAGAAGAAGAUUCACUGGCCACUGCCAAUAGGAUUAGAAUUGCUAUUGAGCGCUCUAUUCCGCUACAAGUCAAAAUGCCCAUCUGGUGGUCCUUCUUGGAUUCACUUCUCCAGAGUUUGUCUGCCAGUCUCGAGCGAGGUGUACUAGGCAUUGAAGAAUGUCUCCAAUUAGCCACUCGAUUUGGUUAUUUGCUCCAAGAUCUUGAAGCUGCUCUGGUCUUCUUUGACAACGUGUGUAUAGCGCACUACUAUCCCUCCAUUCUCCCCAACACAGUGUUUGUGGAUGCCCAGAUUCCACUAGACAAGAUCACCGAGCUCUCACAGCACGCCAUUUUUCUGAGGAAUGCACACUCUACUAUUAGCCCAGGAGGGACAGGCGCCGAAUGGAAGAGAUUUCGAGACGAGGGCAUAAUCACUUUAAAGUUUCUACGAUUCUUUAAGAAGCAUUACGUUGAAGGCAUCUUUUCUCCAGAAGAUAUGCUGUUGAUCAUGAAAUAUCUUCUCGUGAUUGCUCCCAUUCCUCUAGUGGAAGCCACUAUCCACCAAGCCGAGUUCUUCAUGCCAUCUCUACUCACAUCGAUCCCACCUGCUGAGCUAGACAAAAUCCGUUCCUCCUUCACAAUAUCACCCUUCGCUAUCUACUUUCGUAGUGGGUGUAUUCGCUCUGGGGUAUUUUGCUGUCUAGUUGUGGACGUGAUCAAGAGGCUGGGCUGGAAAGUGUUGCUUCCUUCAGGAGAAGCAAGCAUUUUAGCUAAAAAUUGCAUUCAGCUUGAAAUCCCCAAUCUCCCGUGCACCGUGGCUCUGAUCGACUCCUUCUCGUAUCUUGAAGUGUAUAUCGAUGUGCUUUUUGCUCUUCGCAAACAAGUAUGCCCUACAAUUCGAAACGAAAUUUUGAUCAGCAUUAAAUCGUCGUGUGAAAUGUUGCAUUACAACAACGACAUACCCAAGACAGCCAUCUUUUGCCCAUGCAGCAAGAAAAGCACUGGAAGCAUCCGCAAAUUGCACCUUGCUGAUGUGAGCGAACGAAAUGGCUGUAAGUUUUGGAAGUGCUCCCUUCAGACACGUGUGUGGGGAGAGCUCAGUGAUGAAGAUAGAAUCUGGCUGGACGAUAGCGAAGGUUCUGAUGUAUCAUCCUCUGUUGCGAGUGAUAUGUGUACAAAAAAGACACUGAGUAACCAGCAGCAACAAUCUGGUAAAUUGCAAUCAUCCUCUGUAAUCGAAGAUGUGUGCAGGAAGACUGGAGUGACUGAUCAACAGCUCGAUCAAGAAAUCCCUGAGAGUGAAAUCUACUGUGUAGCUAAACACAUUGAGAUGACACCCGGCUUGCUUGAAAGACUCAAACUCAAUACUGCUGAAAAAAGCGAUGCUACUCAAAAGAGAAACAAUGAAGGCAAUCAAGCUGGAGUGGCUCAUGCGUUGAGUGUGUGGCGAAGUGUGAAUCCUUACAGAGCUACCUUCAGGGCCUUGGUGGAAAUUGCCAUAGGACUGAGAAGAGGAGACACUGCUACAGACAUUUGUAGAUUCAUUGUAAAGAAUACGAGUUAAACUGACUGAAACUGAAUUUUUUUAAAUGUCUUGUUUUUAUUGAUGCUGUGUGUCUGCAAUGCUCUUUUCUGGGCACAUUACAUGUAUUAUGGUGGCAUAUAUUGCACUCAGCCCUCGGGCGCCAUCUCUGUGAAAA